Molecule: messenger RNA, 1823 nt
Organism: Musa acuminata subsp. malaccensis (wild Malaysian banana)
Lineage: Eukaryota; Viridiplantae; Streptophyta; Magnoliopsida; Zingiberales; Musaceae
Product: probable arabinosyltransferase ARAD1
Molecular function (GO): glycosyltransferase activity
Source: RefSeq, a predicted model, not a curated record
CCUAUUCUCUCUCCUCAAAUGGCAGGGAAGCACUUCCCCACAGGUGGCCUGAGAUCCACUUCCUUUCCCUUCUCCUCCUCCCUCGCCGUUACUUCCCUCUCCCUGCUCGCUCUCUUCCUCACCUUCUUCUUCUUCUUCCACAACAAUUCCUCUUCCUCUCGCUGCCUCUUGAUCUCCGACCCCCUCGACUCCCCGCUCCACCUCUCCAAGCGAAAUCCCAACCCUAGCUCUGAUGCCGGCCCUCCUCCCGAGUACUCCUUCGUCGCAUCCCUCGAGAAGUUCCUCACCACCCGCGCGCCCCCUUUCUCCUCCUCCUCCCCCGCCGAUGCUGCUGCAUCUCAGUCCGCCGUGCCUGACGAUGGUGAUGUUCCCACCGCCGCCGCCGCCAAGGCGCUCGACGACUCAAUGUGGAAGGAGGAGACGGAGAGGCUUUACGGCGAUCCCCUAGAUCCGUGGUCGGCGCCCUCCGUGGCCCGGGUCUACGUGUAUGACAUGCCCUCCAAAUUCACCUACGAUCUACUGUGGCUGUUCAGGAACACCUACAAGGAGACCGUGAACCUAACCUCCAACGGCAGUCCCGUGCAUCGCCUGAUCGAACAGCAUUCUAUUGAUUACUGGCUUUGGGCAGAUCUGAUUGCUCCAGAAUCUGAGAGGAUAUUGAAGAAUGUUAUUAGGGUUCAUAGACAGGAGGAGGCGGAACUUUUCUACAUUCCAUUUUUCACAACAAUUAGCUAUUUCUUACUUGAGAAGCAACAGUGCAAGGCACUUUACAGGGAGGCUUUAAAGUGGGUGACUGACCAGGCUGCCUGGAAAAGAUCUGGAGGUAGAGAUCAUAUACUUCCAGUCCAUCACCCUUGGUCUUUCAAAUCUGUUCGCCGGUUCAUGAAAAAUGCAAUUUGGCUUCUACCAGAUAUGGACUCCACUGGAAACUGGUAUAAACCAGGGCAAGUCUGGCUAGAAAAAGACCUUAUCCUUCCUUAUGUUCCCAAUGUUGAUUUUUGUAAUUCACAAUGCUUACAUGACGUGCAGUCAGAAAGAAAAACAUUGAUAUUCUUUCGUGGAAGGCUUAAGAGAAAUGCUGGAGGUAAAAUUCGUAGUAAACUUGUGGAAGCAUUGCAUAACACUGAGGGUGUUAUUGUAGAAGAGGGAAGUGCUGGUGAAUCUGGGAAAGCUGCAGCUCAGAAUGGCAUGCGCAGAUCUCUCUUUUGCCUCAGCCCUGCUGGGGAUACCCCAUCCUCUGCUAGGCUGUUUGACGCAAUAGUUAGUGGAUGUAUACCUGUUAUUGUCAGUGAUGAAUUAGAGCUUCCUUUUGAAGGAAUACUUGAUUAUCGGAAGAUCGCGCUUUUUGUUUCUUCUAAAGAUGCUGUACAACAUGGAUGGCUUAUUAAGUUCCUUAAGAAUAUAGAUUCCAGGCAAAUCAAAGAAAUGCAGAUGGACAUUGCCAAGUACUCGAGGCACUUCUUAUAUUCAAGUCCAGCUCAGCCUCUUGGUGCAGAGGACAUGACGUGGAGAAUGAUUGCUGGUAAAUUGGUGAACAUCAAGCUGCAGACAAGGCGGUCACAACGGACUGUGGAAGGUUCAAGAAAUUUGUGCACAUGUGAAUGCAAACCAGGAAAUAUCACUAGAGUAUUCUGAUUGCGUUUUCUUUCUUGUUCUGUGUUUUUUUUCUUUUUCAUAUCCUCUUAUGCUGAUUUGUUUACCCAUAUGAUAUAACAGCUGUAUAGAAAAAAAAAAAUAUAUAGUCCUAUGUUUCUUGUAACUGAGAAAAUCUUGCUUCCCAUGGUUUAUUUCUUAAAUGUGUUCCUCUUAGUGAUCCCACAUUC